Drosophila rhopaloa is the source of this 8389-nucleotide messenger RNA. Its product is annotated as translational regulator orb2. Gene Ontology annotation, cellular component: endoplasmic reticulum; neuron projection; synapse. Bases 463 to 2610 code for a protein of 715 amino acids. The record is from RefSeq and is a predicted model, not a curated record. The transcript has 5 exons. Lineage: Eukaryota; Metazoa; Arthropoda; Insecta; Diptera; Drosophilidae. Gene Ontology annotation, molecular function: translation factor activity, RNA binding; mRNA 3'-UTR binding; ribosome binding. Gene Ontology annotation, biological process: negative regulation of cytoplasmic translation.
GACGAAAUUCGAUGAAAUUCUGAGUCUUGUCCGUGUGCUUGUCUGAUUAGCUUUCGUUCUCUCAGUAGAAAAAUUUGUAGAAAAUAUCACACACAUAAAAAAUAACAAAAAAAAAAAUGAACAUAUUUUUGUAAAAUAUAACAAAAAAGGAAGACACUGUGUGCGCGUAUAUUUUGUGGGUUCGCUUUUUCUAAGACAGUGUUUUUGUGUAAUAAUUUAAAACUCGGCCGAAAACGCAUCGCAAAGAGGACAAACAAAAGACAAUAACAAAUUCGCAGCGCGAGUGUCCGUGUGUGUACGUGCGUGUGAGUGUGUGCAGGUGCCAAAAGAACGAGGAGAUAAACAAAUAUCCAAUUGGAUCGUUGGAGCUUUGUUGCUAUUCAGGGCAUCUAGGGCAGCAGCGGAACUCAGGCGCAGCGGAGCCGCCCAAUUGCAGCCGUAGAAAGCGUUGGUGCGGGCACCAUGGACUCGCUCAAGUUACCAAAGGCCAACAGUGCCACCAGCAGUGCCAGCGGCAGCAACAGCAACCUUUCCGGUUCGACAUCUGCGUCCGCAUCUGCAGCCACAUCGCCCACAUCUUCGGGAAACAAUGCGGCUGGUGGUAUCCUCACAGGUGCCCCCAAAUCGCCGCCGGGCCUGAGCAGCAGCACACCGAUCACAGUGCGAUUUAACGCCAACGAGGAGUCCCUGGACGACAUCCUGCAGUCCUUCCAUCACAGCAAGCACAGUCCCAGUGGAGGAGCGAGUGGCGGGGGCGAUGCCUCGCCCACCUCGAAUCUUCUCGGGAUGAAGAACAACGGCCUGGGACUCAACACCGGAUUGGUCGUGGGCGCCUGCGAAUCCCUCUCCAGCAGCCCCUCCCAGCCACAGAUGCAGGGCGGAUCCGCGUCCCUCUUCGGCAACGACGAAGUAACUAUGCGCAAUAAUUUCCUGCAAGGUGGCGGCUUCUUUAAUCGCAAAAGUUGCGGCGGCCUGCCGAAUCUCAAUCUCAACAAGCCGCCCCAGCUCCACCAGCAUCAGCAACAUCAGCAGCAGCAGCAACAUCAACAGCUUCAGCAACAUCAGCAACUUCAGCAGCACCAGCAGCAACUGUCGCCGAAUCUGAGUGCCCUGCACCAUCAUCACCACCAGCAGCAUCAGCACCGGGAAGGCGGUGGAUCACAUAGCCCCUCGUCGCCGGGCGGAGGAGGAGGAGGCUCGCCGUACAACGGAUCCCAGGCGGGCUGCAGCAGCGGCGGCAUUUCGCCCAUUCCUCCCCAGAUGUCGGGUGUUUCGCCCAAGUACCGACGCAGCAUAUCCUUCCCCAUCAAGGGCAAUUCACCAACAGCUCUGUAUGGCAAUCCGCACAUGGAUGGCAUGGGUAGUGGGCACAUGAACAUACCCACCCUGUCGAUUGGAAACGGUGGUGGUGGCGGCGGAGGAUCUGGUGGCAUGAUCUCGGCAGGAGCAACCGGCGGCGGAGAUGCUCCGUAUAUGGGCAACAGCUAUAACAACAUGAUGUCGGCCAACGGGCAGAUGCAUCACGGUGGCAUGGAUAACUCGCUGAGCGACUAUAUGCGCGGCAUGUCGCUGGGCGGCGGAAAUGGUGGUAAUGGAGGUGGCGAUGGUGGCAACAGCAUGGCCCUAAUGCAGGACAGGAUGCGCGUGAUGGGCGGUCCAAAGCAUCUGAGCGAAGCGGAUGCCAUGGCCAUUGCGGCCAGCGGCAAUGAUCCAUCCGUCUACCUGAAUGCCCUCAAGAUGGGCUCGCCAUCGCGUCUUUCUCCGCACUCGCCACACUCGCCCAUCCAGGGUGGGAAUGGUGGAAACGUGGGCGAUGGCACGGCCCGCUUCUCCCGGAAAGUGUUCGUUGGUGGCCUGCCGCCGGACAUUGAUGAGGACGAGAUCACCACUUCGUUCCGACGCUUCGGGCCACUGGUCGUCGAUUGGCCACACAAGGCCGAGUCCAAGUCGUAUUUCCCGCCCAAGGGCUAUGCCUUCCUGCUGUUCCAGGAUGAGAGCAGUGUGCAGCAGCUGAUUGACUCGUGCAUCACGGAUGAGGACAAGCUUUAUCUAUGCGUCUCAUCGCCAACGAUCAAGGACAAGGCGGUGCAGAUUCGUCCUUGGCGCUUGGCCGAUGCGGAUUAUGUGCUGGAUGCCACCAUGUCACUGGAUCCGCGCAAGACGGUGUUCGUCGGCGGAGUGCCGCGUCCGCUCAAGGCCUUCGAGCUGGCCAUGAUCAUGGAUAGGUUGUACGGUGGCGUGUGCUAUGCUGGAAUCGACACCGAUCCGGAGCUCAAGUAUCCCAAGGGCGCUGGCCGCGUGGCCUUCUCGAAUCAACAGAGCUACAUUGCGGCCAUCUCGGCCAGAUUUGUGCAGCUUCAGCAUGGCGAUAUUGACAAGCGGGUGGAGGUGAAGCCCUACGUCCUGGACGAUCAGAUGUGCGACGAGUGCGAGGGCCAGCGUUGUGGUGGCAAAUUCGCGCCCUUCUUCUGCGCCAAUGUCACCUGUCUGCAGUACUACUGCGAACACUGCUGGGCCGUGAUCCAUUCGCGGCCAGGACGCGAGUACCACAAGCCGCUGGUCAAGGAGGGCGCCGACCGGCCGCGUGCUGUGCCCUUUCGCUGGUGUUAACGGCGGCGCUGGUAGGCCGCGCUGCACGACGAGAGACGCCAACAGAGGGAGCAACGACACCGGUGGUUGAACGCAGCGCUGGCAGUGCCCAGAAUCAUCACAGAAGCAUCAGGAUCGGGAGGAGGAGCAGUGGGAGCCGCCGGGCGGAAAAGCGGAUCGGCGGCGGAGAAUCUAGUAAAUUAUCAUUAGAGACAACCACACGAACACACACACGGAUACACUCAGAAAACAAAAGACAAUUGCCGCAGGGGGGAAGGCCCAACCCAGUACCAAAAGGUACGGGGUGCAGGGUGCAAGGUGCAAUACAUCGGGGGCUGGAUGAAGGUGUGUCCCUAAAACAGCCGCCAGAGUCUACAGUCUACAGAGGCGAGAGACAUGAAACGAAAGCCCUCAGAAAGCAACAUAGUUUUAGUAAUUAUUUAUUCGGCAAUCAGUUUUGAUUUGCCCUAUUAGGCCUUUAUUUGUAUAACCAAAAUCUUAGUUUUGUUUUCAUUUUAUGCCUGCACAGUAUUUUUUGUACUUUAUUUUUUAUAACAAUUUUUUUUUGUUCGUUCGUUAAGGGGGAAUUCCCAAAGUUGCCAUUUAAUCUCACAAAGACCACCAAAAAAAAAAAAAGAAAAGGAAUGAAAACGAAUCCAAGCAGGAAGAUUUACUUCCUCGUAGUCAGCCAAAAUCCUCGCAAAAGGCUUAUGUAAUUGUUCCCCCCUAGAUGAUAAACCAAUUUUUUGACCUAGCUAACUUAGAAGCCAUCUUGUAUGCCAAUCGAGGCUAGUCCUAAAAUUAUUAGUGAGCUGCUCUCCCUCUCUCGGAAGGCUUUUUGCUCGAGUUGGUAGGGCUGUCCUUAAGUUCCUAAAUAGUGACAAAAUCAAAAAUCGGCUUUUGUAUUAAUCCUUUCUCUAAUUAGAUCAAUCUAUAAAAUUCUUACGAAAGACUUUCAAAAAGACAAUAUGCAGAAUGUCAGACAUUUUUAUGCGAGCUGUUUCUUAUGCCAUAAUUUGGUGUCUCACUAAGAAAUCAGUUAACCAUAUCAUAUCUAUAUACAAUUUUAAAUGUUGCUCAACAAACAAUCCUAUUGCUAAUCCUUAUUUUUUUUUGUUUCUAUUAAACUAUAGUUAAUACGUGCCAUUAGCUGUUGGCCUUAAAACUAUUCUCCAUUUUUCUAUGGAGAAGAAUCGAAUAUAUUCUUUGUCCAAUAUAUUCGAUUACCUUCCCAACACAUUGCUAAUCCUUGCUAAUUCGAAACAUUUAUAUUACUUGAUAUUUCAACACUUGUUUUAGGCAUGUGAAAAUCGUACAAAGCUAAUACAGAACUCAAAACCAAACAUUGGAUAAACUUAUAAACCAUCUUUAACUCACAAGUCUUUGUCAAGAGGUGGCUUUCACGACGAUUUUCACAUGCCUCAGUUUCUGUAAUGCUUAAAAAUGGAAACUAGUUAAAGCGAUAAAUCACAAUAAUUAAUUAGUUAAAAGCCCACACUCUGCGAAAGGUUUUUCUUUCCUAAUACCGACGGCUCAUUUUUAAUUUUAAUCUAGUCGACUCUCAUACACAUCCAACACAAGACAUAUACACUGAAAGUUUGUUUGCAUUUUUUGCCAUUUGGCAUCACAAAAUAAUAAAAAAAAAUAUAUUGAUAAUUAAAACUAGAGAAACAGUCAAUUUGCUUGUGUUCAGUAUUAUGAUUUAUUUAUGAUUUUCCACUGCAAACGUGUUAUGUCAUAUUUUGCCUUAUUUAUUUAUCAAAUGUUUUCGUUAUUUAAUUUAUGGCAUGUUGCUAACUAAGGGACAGAGGGCUUAUCUCCCAAAGAUAUAGAGGAACGUAUAUUAAUGCAAAUAUAUAUAUGUAAUAUAAAAAACAAUUUUUAUAUACGACAUACAUCUAUUACACUAUGAAUACUUGUAUUAGACAACUUUUUAUAUAGAAACUUUUUGUAUAAACUUUUUUUUUAUUACUCUUAUGAUUAUUCAGAAGUUAGUUUAGUCCAAAUAACUGAAGACGAAAAUAAAAAAACCAAAAAUGCGAAGAUAAAUAGAAAUGCUAAACAUCUAAAGGAAAUUUAAAUAUAUAUACAACUUAUGUGCAAUACUAUUUCGUAAACGAUUCAAUACCAAAUAUAUAAACAACUAUAAAAAGAUAUGUAUCUGUACAAACAUAAAGUAUACAAAAUAAUUGCAAUCGUAUAACCAAAGUAGUCAAAUAUUACCGAUCCCCAAUGAUCACCAAACUUUCAACUAAUUGGCAUGCAUUUUUUGACAUGCGAACGCGGCUUAAAGUUCGCGUUUGGUUUUCUCCCCUGAUUCCUAAAAAAUCAAAUUGAAUAUCUAGACUUAGGGCAAUACUUAUGGAAAAUUAUCAAAAACGAGCAAAAUUAUUUUGUAAAUUAUACGAGUUAAGGGACGUGACAAAAUUUGCUACGGUGCAUGCAAACAAUACGAUAUUUUUUCUAUACUACCAACAAAAGUACUAAAGAUCUAAUUCAAAUUGAAAAACCAAAAACGUGAAAGGCCAGGUUGCUUUGGACUUCUAUGGUAUAUUAUUAAACGAUAGUCAAAUCUAUUAGCAAAUUUUUGCUCGCGCUUUCUUUACAAGACAACCAAAAAAGCUAAACGAAAUUCAAGUCAUGCAAUGUUGUAACUCAAGUUGAUCGCGUGGCACUUUCAAAGAAAAAAACAAGUUUAUAGCAAUUUUUCUAGAAUUUUUAUAUUACAAUGAACUAAAGAAUAUGUAUCAUAUAUAUAUAUACUACAUAUAUAUUUUUUAAACUGCAAAACAAAUUAAUUAGAGAACUCGAAGUGUCGUUUGUUUGUUUUCGUUUUAAUUUUUUAUUUUUAAAUACUUACCGAAAUAACGUGUAUUAAAAGCGAAAGAAUCUACACAAAACGAAAACCAACAAGCCCAAUUAAAUAUUAUAUCAUAUACAGCAGCCUGCUCUAUGUAGUGUUAAACAAUUUGUGCAAAUAUGUAAGCAAACGCGUUGUUCUAAAACUUUCAAAGUAAUUAAAUGCUAGUCUUUAAAAAGGCAAAAUCUGUUACAAAGCAAACACGAAACGGAAACGGUAAUCGGUAAGCGGAAAACGGCAAUCGGUAAAUGGCUAUCGAUAACUGUGCGUAAUGGUGUUUUUUAAUGUAGUAAAAUUUAAUAUUUUAUAGAUUUUUAUACUUUUAUAUAACAUAUACUUUAUACUUUACCUGUUUAACAAAAACUUGAUGAAAUUGUUAAAAAAAAACUUUAAAUGUGCUAUAAAAAAGUAACUUAUCAAACAAAUAUUUUACUAUACCAAAAAAAGUUGAUAGAAGAUGAAAACUCUUUACAGCAAACCGCUCAAUGUUUUUGCUGCUAAUGGCGUAGGAAUCUGGAAUCUUGUGUAGCGUGCUAUAUAAUAUUUAUAUCAUUAAGCAAUCCGUUUUUUAUAUUCUGUUUUAUUUUGUUUCCCUGACUAUUCCAAUAAGCAAAAUCAAUUAAACAAAGACAUUUAAUUUAUCCUACUUCCGAGCUUGAAUUACGGAUAGAAGUCGGAUCGACAAUUUUAGUUUUAUAGAGAAUCUUGUUAUAGAUAAAUGUUUAUGUUGAUUUUUAUAUGGAUCCUGUUGUUAUACCGACUAUGACAAUGAAAAUUUGUAUGCCUAAUUCUUGAAUAUAUUUUUGUAUCUUUUGUAGUUGCUAGUAGUUUCCUGGUAGUUUUAAAAAAACCAACUCCGUUGAGACAUUUUUAUACUUUGUUUUUUAUAACAUUGUAAAUAAAUAAAACUUUUAACUUAGCUGAACCACAGAAAUAUAAGAAAAUAAUAACAAACACAAAACUGUUAGUACAUACAAUUAAAUACUUAAACGAUAAGAAAGACUCUGAAAAGGAAAGUAUUGAAAUUCGAACUUAUUACAAACUUAAAUAUGUUAACUGAACAUCUAAACUGCAAAUUGGUCAAUAUGUGUUUUUAUACCAACCAAAAAAAUGAUAAAAACAAUGGAUAAUUAUAUGAAAUUUAUACGUAGUACAAUUCAAACUUAAAUAAGUGAAUAUUUUUGACAGACCCCAGAUAAAUGCUUCAAAUAAUUGCUAAUGAAAAAAUAAAAUAAAUAGAGAAAUACACUUAAGUCAAACCCUGCGUAGUGCAUUAUGCAAAUUGAAGUCGCAUUUUGAUUUUGCUAGUGAAAACUCUUCAAAAGUAAAAUUGGCAACUAUGGUUGAAAAUACUCCUCGUUUCGGGUUGAACGGCUAACUGAUAGGGUGAAGAGAUAAAUUUGAUUAUUUUUUGAGUAUUUUCAUAGCACAAUUUUUGUACAGUGUAUGGUUUUGUAGCUAGCGAAAGAAAGUAAACCAAACGCGUUUUAAAUAGUAAAUUUUUUAGCCUCAACCCUUUGAGCUGCAGAACGAUGUGAAAUCGAUUUCAAUUUUACGCUAAUUGGAUCAAAGCUUAGAUCGCCGUGAAAAAUAGAAUAAAAUCAGUAAAAGACAAGGUUAUUAAUGAAUAUUAAAAACAACAUUCGGUACCUUUUAAACAUAAUUAAUGAAUUUUAUAAAACAUCAAAUUGAUACUGAGAAAUUGUAGCCUGUAAAGCGAGUGUUAGGCACCCGCACUUCCAUUUUAAUUUGUCUUUGGUGGUGUGCGCUAAAUACAGAGUGACAUACGCCUAUACAUAUACUUACGUCUAUAUGUACAUAUAUAUAAUGUUUAGUACUUUGAAUAAACUGAAAUUGAGCGCCCUUACUAAUGAAUUCCUUUUAGCAAAAUAUUCAAAAAAAAAAAAAAACGAAAAAAAACCAAGCAAAGGCAUAUAAUUUUUUAGCAUUAUACAAGUGAAAAUAUAACUGAAAACUGAAAAAUAAUAUAAACAGUAAACCGAAAAACCAGUUGGCAGAUAUAAAACUAUAUAGUGAAUCAAAUAAAUAAAUAUAUAUAUGACACGUAAUCUGUAUGAAGCGUAUGAAAACAAGAAACUAGCGAAAUAUUCCAUAUUUUAUAGUCAUUUUCAAUAAACGUAAUUUUUUAAUUUUUACAAAAUUAAAGUUGGAAAAAAAAACAAAAAUCAAUAAAAAUAUUUGUAGUUUUCUAAAGCCCGAAAAAUCAAUCUGAAGGGAUAAACUCUGAUUUAGCAUAAUAAUUGUAAACAGUUUCGAUUUCCAAGCGUGUUUUUGCUCCAGAUGUUGAUGCGUUUUCAAAUAAAUUACCAAAAAAUAUGUUUAAAAAAUUGUUACGAAACCCGAAAACCAAAAACAGACCAUAGAUUAAACGUAUGUACUAAAAUAAAUAGAAAUAAAAGUCAAUAACGAAAUAACAAAACUAAAAUAUAUAUUAGAAACAUACGCAAAAAAGUUCUCCCCUCAAUAAAAAACUCAAAAAAUUGAAACUGUAAUAGCAAACCAAGAUAUCAGCAGUACUUCAAUGCAAUAUUUCAAAGGAAACAGAACAAGGAUAACGAAAUAAAUAACAAAAAAAAACCAAGCUCCAAAUCCAGCAAAUCAAAUAUGAAACAAUUUAAUACGAAUAUGUAAUCCCGUAUUGAGGGAAAUAUACAUAUAGGAUUAUAAUAUACACAAAAUAUAUUCAAAACCAAAAUCGUUUUCAAAAGCGCCCCAAGCAUUACACCAAACGAAAAUUCGAAAAUCGGCGGUUGAAUUCGAUAAAACCAAAUUGGACACAAAACACCCCACAUACACACACACUCAGUCACUGAGGCAAAAAUGCAGGUUAUGAAACAAGUAAAUAAAACGUAAAUGGCAAAAAAAAACAUAUAUCUUCAUUCAAAUAAAUAAAAAUACUUUUUCUGGAAUAAUACAAAA